AUGUUUUCGUCUAUUGGUGAAAUUUUUGGCGAUCCAGGAGUGAACGAGUACAACGAAUACGAUUCGACCAGGCUGAACGAUGGAAAGUAUUGGUCCACGGAGCUGAUCAAUAUUCCGUUCCUUGACCGCAGUACGAACGGCUCGCUACUCGAUCUGGAAGAUUCCCCACCGACGUACGACGAGUAUUAUACGUCAAAGUUCACUUCAUCAACAGUCCAUCCCGUGGAAAUAGCCGGUAUUUCCCCCCCAUCGACGGUGCUUCCCCAUGACCGCAAGACUACGGUUUCACAAUGGGAAAAGACAACGGUUUUGACCAUGCAUCAGCCCCAUACCAUCGAUCCCAACAGGUCGCCAACAUCCGGCAAUGGAGAAUCUGUGACCUCCGGCUGCGGUGUAGCAACGAAACGCUCGCGCACAGCAUUUACCAGCUCCCAGUUAGUGGAGCUAGAGAAGGAAUUUUCCUCAAAUCGCUACCUUUGCCGGCCACGGCGCAUUGAACUGACUCGUAAACUGGCGCUGACCGAGCGACAGAUUAAAAUAUGGUUCCAGAAUCGCCGCAUGAAACACAAGAAAGAAAGCUCCAACUUGAAGGAUGUGAACAAGAUGAAAGGCCCUUGUCACUGUACUGAAGGGGACUCUUCGAUGUCACCGAAAAUGUCGUCGCCAUCGUCUCCCCAUCAUGCUCAUAGCGACGCUGAUCGGAAUGGUCAUCAGAGUAUCGUUAACAGACUUAUGGCUCACUCCACCUACGCGCCCAGAAUAAUUGGUUACAGUAGCAAUAAUGGUAGUGGGAAUCCUUUCCCCAAAGAAAACCAAUUUCAAUACAAAGAUUCGCUGCCCAACAAUACAGAGCUAAUGUAUCAAUACGUGAACAAUGAUGUCGAAACCUCCAAUGCUGAGCCCCUACCGUGCGAUGACCUUUUGGAUCAAUCGGAUUUAAUCCUUUCUUCUGAUCCCGAUACGGACGCCGAGCUGAAGGAUCUGGAAAGCUACGCCUUUUUCCCGUCCAUCAUCCAGGCACUUGAGUCCAGCAUGCUUCCCCUUCCACCGUCCAUCUCGACCAAGACAACGCCGAUUGAUGAAUCACUUGAGGAAACUUCCCAGAUGACUAUGAUCCCGAUGGAAUCAUCAUCUUCUGAACCGAUAGCAGCCAACCCUUUGAAUGAUUCCCCGUUUCAAUUUCUUGUGGGCACUAAUCAACUAACGCCAGAGACGGGCGCUUCCUCCGGCAACAUCGUAAGCGUCAGUGCACCAUCUGUCACUAUUCAGUGGGGCAAUGGGAACCACCAAAAACAUCACCACACACCCAACCAACCACAGCAAACACCUUUCCUUGGGGAUUCGAAUAACAACAAGAGCAGCAACAGCUUCGCAACUCUCUCGACUGCCCACCAACAGAAGCACCACAUUCCAUCAUCAAUUAAACAGCAACAUCAGCAUCCUGCUGGGGUACGAGCUUCCUUGCAUGUGACUACCAUGGCACCGGCGUCAAGCACGACAACGACAAUGCCGACAAAUUCAUCGGGUAAUGGUGGUGGUUGCGUCUUCUUAGAUCUGUAG
Messenger RNA from Anopheles coustani, 1560 nucleotides. Its product is annotated as homeotic protein proboscipedia-like. The transcript has 2 exons. The record is from RefSeq and is a predicted model, not a curated record. Gene Ontology annotation, molecular function: DNA-binding transcription factor activity, RNA polymerase II-specific; RNA polymerase II cis-regulatory region sequence-specific DNA binding. Gene Ontology annotation, biological process: regulation of transcription by RNA polymerase II. Gene Ontology annotation, cellular component: nucleus. Bases 1 to 1560 code for a protein of 519 amino acids. NCBI's taxonomy places the organism in Eukaryota, Metazoa, Arthropoda, Insecta, Diptera, Culicidae.